AAUUUAGACGACAAAUAUGCAACGAGCUUCUGUAUGUUUGUAAAGACGCUGUUCCAGAAGGCUGGGGAAAUUGUGAAGUAGGAGCGGCGCGCGCCGGCUCGGGGGUGUGGUGAUGCUUGCGCUGUGAACUCGCGCGGGCGCUGAAUACUAGAGCACUCCGAGCGAAGCACGGACACCGAACGCCACAGAACCACAGAACCGACGGCAUGGCUUCGUCUCAGGGGAAGAGUGAACUCCGUUAUGCGGACUGGAUGUCAAGUUUACCGGACAACUUGCACAGUAUCCCUCUUACCAACCUCGCCAUACCAGGUUCCCACGACUCCUUUAGUUUUUACAUCGACGAAGCCUCACCAGUUGGGCCGGAGCAGCCUGAGACCGUGCAGAACUUUGUCUCUGUGUUUGGCACAGUGGCCAAGAAGCUGAUGAGGAAGUGGUUGGCGACACAGACCAUGAACUUCACCAGCCAGCUGGAGGCGGGCAUCCGCUUCUUUGACCUCCGCAUAUCCACCAAACCCAGAGACCCCGAAAAUGAGCUCUACUUUGCACACGGCCUGUUCAGCGCCACCGUACGUGAAGGCCUGGAGCAGAUCAGCACCUUCCUGGCCUCCCACGCUCGCGAGGUUGUGUUCCUGGACUUCAACCAUUGUGAAAAAUACAGAAAAAAACUGUAA
Sinocyclocheilus grahami is the source of this 671-nucleotide messenger RNA. Its product is annotated as PI-PLC X domain-containing protein 3-like. Gene Ontology annotation, cellular component: synapse. Gene Ontology annotation, biological process: lipid metabolic process. The record is from RefSeq and is a predicted model, not a curated record. The transcript is spliced from 2 exons. Gene Ontology annotation, molecular function: phosphoric diester hydrolase activity. Lineage: Eukaryota; Metazoa; Chordata; Actinopteri; Cypriniformes; Cyprinidae. Bases 207 to 671 code for a protein of 154 amino acids.